UUUGUCGACGCCCACCUCCCAAACAGUGAAUGUUCCCGGUGUCCCCCACCCUCCUCUGCGACUCGCUUGUCUGAUCUCUAUUUGGACUCUCCGUAGUCCUGCGCAUCUAUCCUACCCUCUAUAUGGCAUCAUCUGGAGGCAAUGAGCGCCAUGACUAUACUGAAGGUGCCUCGGCCAUCGACAUCCAACAAGCCUUAACGGCAAGCGCGAGAGGAAGACGAGACUCUAGAUAUGGAGCAGAUGGCGAAGGCACAAUGUUCGACGGACCGGGCCACUGUGUGAAUCCCAGCAGUGCCUCGAGGAUGUCCCUAGACCACCGGCGAAGCAGCGACGCUUGGUCUCGAACAUCGAGGUCGCGCAGGGGAAGCGAGGAUGGCGGUGGGAGCCGUUCCAGGACCAGUCUGCAUCGUAGCCCCAGCAAGACUUCGUAUGGCUCCGUUGAUUUUGGUGACGACCACUCUGCAGGAGAAGACGACGGUGAGCCAGAGAGCCAUGGUAUGGCCAGGAGGCGUGCCAGCAGGCCUUCUUCUCCCCCACCGCAGAAGCACGGCGUCCUCGAGAACAUCGCAAGCAUGUUCACGAGGAAUGCUACGGUCAUUGAAUCACCACCUCGUAGUCGCCGUCCGUCAAUUGCGAGCCGUACAUCCAGAACGAGACUACUCCGGCGACACAGCAGCAGGCGCUCCGAGGCUAGUUCAGACUACGCGGUCGAAUCGGGGGAUGAGGGGGACAGCAGGUGGGGCUACUCGUCUGGGGAGGAAGAUGAAAGCGAAGGCUCCGAGGAUGUCGAUGAACUGCGUGCAAUGGCCAGCGAUAGCGAGCUUGACUUUGGCUCGUAUCCCCCAUCGCCGAGCGGCGGACCUGGACUACCUCUACUUGCUGGUGACGAUAUCUUCGGUGGGGAGACCAGACUAGAGAUAGGCGACUUUGAGGUACUGGAGCCCCCACCUCCCGGGCCGCCUAGCAGACAAAUUAUCCACCUUGCGGACGAAGACACUGACAUACGCUUCAUUGGAUUCGAAAUUGUCGCAUGGAACCAGUGGGCUUGGAGAGCCUGCUGCAUUUUGACCUGCGGUAUAUUAGCGUUGCUCGGACACUGGUUCCCUCGAUUGUGGCUGCGUUGGGUCGCCCACGAGAAGGCUUUCAAAGACGCGCAAAAUGGUUUUGUUGUCGCUGAGACUGUAUACAGAGAUCUUGCCUUAAUACAACUACAAACACUAGACUACCCGUACGACCUUUCGACAGUAUUCCCCUCGCUGGUCGACCCCGCUGCCCGCCUGCCGCUGUCAAGGCGGCCUUCGCGUACUCAGAUCCAGAACGGAAACGGCGAUGUUUCGCAGAAACUUGAUACUCUUCUAGUCGUGGAUUAUCGGUAUACUCGAUUUGCGCUAGAUCCUCGGACGGGGUUGUUUUCCCCUGUGAAAGAUUGGCGAGAUCCAGACUGGACGGGUGUCAGCUCUGUUCAACAUGGGUUAACCAUGGAAGUCCAAACCCAGCGACGUACACUGUUCGGGCUCAACGCCAUAGAGAUAGAAGGGAAAUCCACGAUUGCCCUACUAAUUGAGGAGGUCAUCCACCCAUUCUAUGUAUUCCAAAUUGCUAGUAUCAUUCUGUGGUCCUUGGAUGAUUACUACUAUUACGCGUUCUGCAUCCUCUUGAUAUCGGCCAUCAGUAUCACGACCACUCUUGUCGAGACGAAGAAGACUAUUGCUCGCAUGCGAGAAAUGUCUAGAUUCUCGUGUCCCGUCAAUGUCUACGUAGACAAUGGAUGGAUUGAGCGAGAGUCGUCAACCCUCGUUUCUGGAGAUAUUGUCAACUUGAUCGAUCCUCCAUUGUCUGUUUUGCCCGCUGACAUGUUCCUUUUGUCGGGUGAUGCCAUCGUCAACGAGAGUAUGCUCACGGGAGAGAGUGUCCCUGUAGGAAAGGUACCCGUCAAGGAUGCAGACCUUGCUAGGUACAAGGACGACAGGGACGUCAGUGGCGAUAGCGCGAAGAGCUUCCUCUAUGCAGGGACCCGCGUCGUCCGUGUGAGAGGUUCUCUGGCUGCUGAUGGAAGCCUCAGGACACCAGCUCUAGGGCUCGUGGUGAGGACCGGGUUCAACACUACGAAGGGAGCCCUGGUCCGAUCUAUGUUGUUCCCCAAGCCCAUGGGCUUCAAGUUCUAUCGAGACUCCAUAAGGUUCAUAUUGGUAUUGACGGGCGUCGCUGGGUUGGGCUUCUGUGCAAGUGCCGUUCAGUUCGUCAGGCUAGGAGUUCCGUGGCAUACCAUACUCAUUCGAGCGCUAGAUCUCAUCACCGUGGUCGUACCUCCUGCUCUUCCCGCCACGCUCUCCAUUGGCACCAGCUUCGCAAUCAGCCGACUUCGAAAGCUGGGCAUCUUCUGCAUCUCCCCAAGCCGCGUUAAUGUCGCCGGGCAGAUCAACGUCUGCUGCUUCGACAAGACUGGCACGCUCACGGAAGAUGGACUCGAUAUCCUCGGCGUGCGCGCCAUCGAGCGAAAUACGGACAGCUUCGGCGAGCUCCUCGAGGACAUCCACGACUUGCCCUACAGUCAGCAUAAGGCGAAUUUCCUCUACGCGCUGGCGACCUGCCAUUCUCUGAAGAAAGUCAACGGCGAGGUCAUCGGAGACCCGCUUGACGUUAAGAUGUUCGAAUUCACGAAGUGGACACUAGAGGAAGGAGAUCUCGCUGGUACCGGUGUCAUCAAGAGUCGUGCUGGAGGCGACCGCCCGGCUGCUCUGGUGCAGACAGUGGUGCGACCACCUGGGAGCGCUCAAUUCAGGGUUGAAGACGCGCUUAAAGGCGGCAGGCAUGCGCACUUCCUUGAACUGGGUGUUAUUCGCGCCUUCGAAUUCGUCUCUGCUCUGCGCAGGAUGAGCGUCGUUGUCAAGCGGCUCAAGAGCCAUAGUAUGGAGAUCUAUGUCAAAGGGGCUCCGGAGGUCAUGGCAGACAUCUGUGACAAGGACUCCUUCCCGCAAGACUACGAGGACCUCCUGUCUUACUACACACAACGUGGAUAUCGAGUCAUUGCCAUCGCGGGGAAGAGCGUGGAAGCGUUGACGUGGCUGAAAGCUCAGAAGCUGAAGCGUGAGCAAGCUGAGUCCGGCCUCCGCUUCCUUGGUCUAGUCAUUUUCGAAAACAAGUUGAAACCCGGGACGACGCCAGCCAUACAGGCUCUGCGUGCUGCGCACUUCGCAUGCAGGAUGAUCACGGGCGACAAUCCACUAACUGCUGUGAGCGUAGCUAGGGAAUGCGGCCUCAUCAAUCCCGCUGCACAUGUCUUCUCUCCAGUAUUCAUCCGAGGCAAUGCGAGCACGCCUUUGUCGAAGCUGAGGUGGCCAUGUACGGAUGACGUUGCUUGGGAGCUUGACGACUACAGCCUCAAGCCUCUACCUCCUCCUGCGCAUCAUACCGUCGACGAGGACGAGCUUGACUUCCACGAUUAUACACUUGCCAUUUCCGGAGACGUGUUUCGCUGGAUGGUGAAUCAUGCGCCUUUAGAGACACUUCAGCGCAUGCUCGUCAAGUGUCAGGUUUAUGCAAGGAUGUCGCCGGACGAAAAGAAUGAGGUUGUCGAGCGCUUGCAAGGGCUGGGAUACACCGUCCUGAUGUGCGGAGAUGGUGCAAACGACUGUGCUGCGCUCAAGGCAGCGGACGUUGGAUUGUCGCUAUCGGAGGCGGAAGCCUCUGUGGCUGCGCCGUUCACAAGUCGGACACCUGAUAUUAACUGCGUGCUCGAAGUGAUCAAGGAGGGGCGCGCAGCCCUCGUGACGAGCUUCAGCUGCUUCAAGUAUAUGGCACUGUAUUCGCUGAUCCAGUUCACCACGAUCACAUUGCUAUACUCCUUCGCAUCGUCUCUGGGUGAUUUCCAGUUUCUGUACAUCGACCUGUUCAUCAUCAUACCCAUCGCUGUCACCAUGGGUCGCACCGCACCCUUCCCGAAAAUACACCCCAAGCGUCCGACCGCCAGCCUAGUUUCCAAGAAGGUACUCUCGAGCCUCGCUGGUCAAAUCAUCAUCACGUCGACAUUACAAUUCUGGGCAUUCAUUUGGGUACGACGACAGGAAUGGUAUCAACCGCCACCUCCGAAUGACCCAAGCGCAGAUGACAACAAGUUGGAGGCGACCAACUUUGAGAACUCCACGCUGUUCCUGGUAUCGUGUUUCCAGUACAUCCUGGUGGCAGCAGUCUUCAGUAUCGGGCCUCCUUACCGCCGGCCAAUGUGGACAAAUGGUCUCCUCAUGAUGUCCAUCAUCGUUCUGUCGCUGUUCAACAUGCUCGUCUUGUUAUCCCCUCCCCGUCCGGUCGCCAGCCUGUUGGAGCUCGUUCCGCUCCCACCCUCUGCACGAACAUCUAUCCUGGUCAUGGUCAUUGUCAACAUCGCGCUGUCCAUGGCGUACGAGCAGUGGGCGACUCAGGCCGUCUCAAGGAUGGUCGGGUAUCUCAUGGAAUUUCGUCAGCACCAACGUGUGAAGAACGGUAAGAUGUACAAAGCUGUGGAGGGAGGCAUGCGAUGACGGCGGCGAUGCCUUUGGAUUGAUGAGCUCCUGCCAUUAGCCCGUAUGUGCGUUCCGCCGAACAAUGCCUCUGUAAUCCUCUGAUACGGGGAGCCGUGAUUGACGUUAUGUUACAUGUCGUUGGCUGUGUUACUAUAUUCAAUGCUGUCGUGCAAACAUACUUUUCAUCCUUGGUAUUGAGACUUCAAGUUGGCCUUGGGCGUACAACCUGAGGGUGUUCGGCCCUUUCAACUA
This is a messenger RNA of Fomitopsis serialis, 4751 nucleotides long. Its product is annotated as Ca-transporting ATPase. Gene Ontology annotation, cellular component: membrane. Gene Ontology annotation, molecular function: ATPase-coupled monoatomic cation transmembrane transporter activity; P-type ion transporter activity; ATP binding. Lineage: Eukaryota; Fungi; Basidiomycota; Agaricomycetes; Polyporales; Fomitopsidaceae. Gene Ontology annotation, biological process: intracellular calcium ion homeostasis. The record is from RefSeq and is a predicted model, not a curated record. The transcript has 18 exons. The coding region runs from base 123 to 4517 and encodes 1464 amino acids.